AGUGGCCUUGUUCUCCACCUUUUUCGUUUGGUCCUGCUGACGCUGCCCGGCUCUCGUCAGCCUCCGGCCCGCUCUCUCCUUGAGACCGAGCACCAUGCCUUCAAUUAAAUUGCAGAGCUCUGAUGGAGAGAUAUUUGAAGUUGAUGUUGAAAUUGCCAAACAAUCUGUGACUAUCAAGACCAUGUUAGAAGAUUUGGGAAUGGAUGAUGAAGGCGAUGAUGACCCAGUUCCUCUACCAAAUGUUAAUGCAGCAAUAUUAAAAAAGGUCAUUCAGUGGUGCACCCACCACAAGGAUGACCCUCCUCCUCCUGAGGAUGAUGAGAACAAAGAAAAGCGAACAGAUGAUAUUCCUGUUUGGGACCAAGAAUUCCUCAAAGUUGACCAAGGAACACUAUUUGAACUAAUUCUGGCUGCAAACUAUUUAGACAUCAAAGGUUUGCUUGAUGUUACAUGCAAGACUGUUGCCAAUAUGAUCAAGGGGAAAACCCCUGAAGAGAUUCGCAAGACCUUCAAUAUAAAAAAUGACUUUACUGAAGAAGAGGAAGCCCAGGUACGCAAAGAGAACCAGUGGUGUGAAGAGAAGUGAAAAGUUGUGCCUGACACUGUAACACUGUAAGGAUUGUUCCAAAUACUAGUUGCACUGCUCUGUUUAUAAUUGUUAAUAUUAGGCAAACAGUAGACAAAUGCAGCAGCAAAUCAAUUGUAUUAGCAGAAUAUUGUCUUCAUUGCAUGUGUAGUUUGGGUACAGAUUCCAAACCUAUGGCUGAGUUUCUUCCAGUAUGAUCAAAAGUAUCUUAUUUCUUUGCUCUGAAUAAAACUGAAUUGUGGGUUCUCUAUAGAAAGUGG
Eptesicus fuscus (big brown bat) is the source of this 846-nucleotide messenger RNA. Its product is annotated as S-phase kinase-associated protein 1. Lineage: Eukaryota; Metazoa; Chordata; Mammalia; Chiroptera; Vespertilionidae. Gene Ontology annotation, molecular function: cullin family protein binding. The transcript has a single exon. Gene Ontology annotation, cellular component: nucleus; cytoplasm. Bases 95 to 586 code for a protein of 163 amino acids. The record is from RefSeq and is a predicted model, not a curated record. Gene Ontology annotation, biological process: SCF-dependent proteasomal ubiquitin-dependent protein catabolic process.